Messenger RNA from Histoplasma capsulatum G186AR, 915 nucleotides. RefSeq lists its product as uncharacterized. Gene Ontology annotation, cellular component: endoplasmic reticulum. Bases 1 to 915 code for a protein of 304 amino acids. NCBI's taxonomy places the organism in Eukaryota, Fungi, Ascomycota, Eurotiomycetes, Onygenales, Ajellomycetaceae. Gene Ontology annotation, biological process: peptidyl-proline hydroxylation to 4-hydroxy-L-proline. The record is from RefSeq and is a predicted model, not a curated record. Gene Ontology annotation, molecular function: procollagen-proline 4-dioxygenase activity; iron ion binding; L-ascorbic acid binding. The transcript has 2 exons.
AUGGCGCCAAAGAGCGCCAAAAAAGAGUCCUCCACGAAAAAAUAUACCCCGCAACAAGCCAGCAACCCAAAUUCCAACCACAGCAAUAACAACAACAGCAGCAACAACCCCCCAAACUGGCCAGACCUAAAACCCCUCGUCCCCGCCUCAGAUCUCCAUCUUGAAACCCUCCUGGACGACCAGAUCCUCAUAAUCCGCAACCUCUUCACCGCAACCCUCUGCAAAACAUACGUCUCCUUCCUCUCCACGCUGCCACUCGUCACGACCCCGGGACGGCCCAAGAAGGACGAGGCUGUGCGCGUCAAUGACCGGUUCCAGGUGCAUGAUUCGGCAUUUGCGGAGCGGUUGUGGAGUUGUACUGCAUUGAAGGGAUUGGUUCUUGGGGAGGGCGGUGGGGACGGAGCAGGAGGGCUCUCGUGGGGAGGGGAGGUACUGGGUUUAAAUCCUAACAUUCGGAUCUAUAGGUAUGGGCCCGGACAGUUUUUUGAUAAGCAUUAUGACGACUCCGUCCCCCUCACCAUCCUCCCAACCAUCGCCGCCAAAACCACCUGGACCCUCCUAAUCUACCUCACAACCUGCGCCGGUGGCGAAACCGUCUUCUACCCCGAAACAGAAGAAGAAGAAGAAGGAGAAGAAGCAGAGCACGCGCAACCUCCAAGGCAAAACGCAAACCCAAAGUCGAAACCGACACCGAAACCGAAACCGAAAUCGAAACCGAAAUCGAAACCGAAAUCGAAACCGAAAUCGAAAUCGAAAUCGAAAUCACCGCGCCAGCGGGCGCCUAUAGUCGUCGGGCUGGAGACGGGCAUGGCGCUGCUGCAUCGACAUGGGGAGCGGUGCUUGCUGCAUGAAGGGCGGGAGGUGGUGGGUGGGGAGAAGUGGGUUAUUCGGAGUGAUCUGGUUGUUAGGAGGUAG